Anopheles stephensi (Asian malaria mosquito) is the source of this 1648-nucleotide messenger RNA. RefSeq names its product alpha-tocopherol transfer protein-like. The record is from RefSeq and is a predicted model, not a curated record. Gene Ontology annotation, molecular function: phosphatidylinositol bisphosphate binding. Lineage: Eukaryota; Metazoa; Arthropoda; Insecta; Diptera; Culicidae. The transcript has 5 exons. Bases 385 to 1275 code for a protein of 296 amino acids. Gene Ontology annotation, cellular component: membrane.
UUGUGCGAGGAAAAGUGUCAUCCGUUCGUUCACUUUCUCCAUUGGAUGCAGCCAGGGGAAAAGUGCAUCCCGAUACUGAUCCGUUGGUGUUUUGCAAAACUAUUGGUGUUGACAGUGCGGUGUUGAGGGUGACUGAAAAGAGCUUGUUUUGGGUGGUUGGAAAUAAGAAACAAGACGUGAUAUUAUACUCGACAGCUCGCCAGAACCAGAAUCGAAAGUUAAUAGAACACCAAAAAAAAAUCACAGCAUAGCCACCAUUUGCUUCACCACCUAGUCUAGUGUAGUGCCGUAUCGGUGUUUUAGUGUCGAUAGGGGAAACACGGGACACGCUCAGCAAAGGAGAAGAAGGAAAACAACGCUAGACUCUCGCUCUUAGUGCCAAUAAUGACCACUUUAUCACAUCCCUUCAAAGACAGUCCGGAGCCGCUGGAAGUGCCCAAAGAGCAUGCCGCCAACGUGAACACGCUGUACGAAUGGAUGAAGGAUCAGCCACGCUUUCCUAGCUUUUCGAAAAAUCAUGCUCACCUGUUCCUGCACGCCUGCCUCUGGAACUUGGACGACGCAAAGAAGGCGCUCCAGAAGUAUGCACAGAUUCAUGCCAACUCGCCGGAAAUAUUCGACAACCGAGAUAUUAUGGGAGCGGGUGUGCAGAUGACACUGAACGCCACACAUAUGGUGGCCCUGCCACGGACAACACCGGAAGGCUAUCGGUUGCUGUACUACCGCCUGUCCGAUACCGACCCGUCCAAGAUGAACUUUACCGAGGCGGUGAAAUCGUUCUGCAUGUUUAACGACGCUCAGAUCAGCGUGGACGGCAUCAUGGAGGGUUACAUCGUCAUUUUCGACAUGAAGGGCGUCCGGUUGGGACAUCUGGCCCGCGUACAGUUCGGUCCGUUGCGUGUGUUCAUGAACUACAUCCAGGACGCACAUCCGGUCCGGUUGAAGAAGAUCUACAUCGUCCAUACCGCUUCGUUCAUCAAUCAAGUGAUGGCACUGGUGAAACCGUUGAUCAAGUCGGAACUGCUUGGGCUGCUGCAGUUCACGACGGCUGGACCGGAAGAAAUAGUCGGAGUCGAUUACUUGCCAAAGGACUUUGGAGGACCGUUCGACGAGGUAGCCACAAUGCAUGCGGAGCAGAAAAAGCGCCUGGAAACGGAGUUCCGCGACUGGUUGAUGGAUUCCGGCGCGCUGAAGGAAGCUCCCAAGCAGAAAAAUGGUAGCGCCAACCAGAUUAAACCACCGGUGAAAGCGUUUCGGGGGUUGGAGAUCGACUAGGGCCGCACCGGUCGGCCGCAAACGCCAGGACGAACCGUUUCGUGAUAUUAUUCGGUUGUAGUGGAUUCACCAGACAGGGGAGGGAAACAUGUUGUGUUGUGUUAGCUAGAGGGACACUAACUCGUCGGGUCGGAACCUUCCGUCUGGAUCCGUGUAUGGUUUUUUUGUGUUGUUGCAAAUAUCAAAGCGUUUGUUAUUUUAAUCCCUAGUCGUAAGGUCGGUUUGAAUGUUUUUAUUUUUCUUCUCUCUCCUAUCCCUUAAUGUAUCUCCGUGUGCCUGUUUGAAGUGUCGCGAAAGCAACCACGUUCUAGUUGGAAUUUUGUAAAUAAAGACAACGAAGCAAGAACAUCCGGUCGGGGUUUUGCGAACGAGA